GGCCACAUCAACCCACAACCCACCACUGCACACAGCGCCACUUAUAAGGCUUCAACGACGACGACCACCAAAAGAGACAUCGCACAACACUCACACAACUGCUCCAUCAUCGUGCGUCACGGCGGGGGCUUUCCUUCCAACACACUCACUGUCCCGUGUACUUGGGAACUGGAACUCACUCUGCCCUGAUCACAUCGUAAUUCACCUUCAGGAUACUUGUGUCAGACUCAUCAUCUUCCAAUACUGCGUGUCAAGCACAUUUGACGCUCACAAGCUUGCUUCACUGCAUCACGCCACGCAGCCUGUACAACCUCCCACAUAACCUGCACAACACGCAAAAAAAAUGCUCUCACUCACGCGGCCACAACGGCGUCGGGCCGUGACAACAAUCUCAACAUUCUCACUUGCCUUCCUCGUCCUCCUCAUCUCAUCACCCCUUGCGGGCGCCGGCGCAGCCCCAGCUGCACCACCACCACCAGCGUCACAGCAAUCGCCAUCUGCAGACUCGCCAGAUCUCAUCUGCCACACGGAAAACCCGGCGGAAUGUUAUCCUCGCAUCUUCUCUGCAACGCACGAGUUCCAGGUCGUCCAUGACGACCAGGACCUGCCGCCAGGCCUCCACGUGCAGCUUGACAUGCAGACCGGGCAGAAAGUCGCCAAGAUCUACAACCCUAACGAGCAAGACGACCCAGCACUCGAGGGCCUGCCCGUGGACCACUCCGUCGUCCUCGUCGACCAGCAUCCAGACUCGGAGGCGGCAGACAACUCACGGCAAGCUGGCCCCAGGCCCGGAGCACCGGCUUACGAACCCCACGGCGUGAUCAAGGAGCCGCGCGAGCAGAACACCGAGUUCGCACACUCCCGCUCCAUCGUCAAGGACCACGUAGCCCUCCCCGACGGCGUCGAGGCGGGCACUCUGGUCCCGGCCCUUGCGGAGCUCGAGGACCUGUCGCACGACAUGUACUAUGGCCUCAAGAUCUCCGAGGACGCCGACCUCGUGCAGGCGCUCUUCUGUAUCCUGCUCGAGCGGGACAUGGACGCGUACCACACCACAAUGGAGCAGACCUCUGAUGCCAGCAAGACCGGCAUGGAGGAGAGGCCCGAUUUCCUGGCGAGCUCGAUCCUCGCGGCCGCGAUCAGGAAUAACCCGGCCAGCCUCGCCGCGCUCGAGAAGUCCUGGGCCGCCGGCGGCCUGAUGGACCGGUCGUGCAGACUGCAGCCCGUCUCGCUCAAGGAUACCCUGUAUGACAACCUCGCCCCAUCAUCCUUGUCCUCGUCCUCGUCCAUGUCCACGGCCCAGUCCCGCUUCGAGUCCGACCAGACUCGCCUGACCCUCGCCGUCCUGCGGGGCCUAUUGAAGAGUCCCGUGAUUAGGGACGAGUUCCUGGCCUCCGGCGGGAUGCGCCAGUUCCUCCAGAUCCUGCUGACCCCCGACGAGGCGUGGGCUGCGCGCAAGGACAAGGUCGCGAGGAUCGUGGCGGACACGUUCCUAGAUACUGACGCCGGUGCCGUCACGGGCGUCUGGCCCAGGAACGAUGAGGGCGGCAGCAGCAGCAGCACGGCGGCGGCAGCGACGCCGGACGUCGUCUGUGGCACUGCCGCGCAGAGCGGUGCGGGCUGGGACGAUGGGAGUUGCUGGGACCAUCACCUCAAGACGGUGAUCAAGAACGGGCAAGGCGGCGACUGGGCCAAGGACCUGUUGGCGUUACUGCAGGCUGCACGGGCGCCUCAGACCCCCGAGGAAGCGAAGCAGGAGCUGUAGAAGAUAUCAUUUCGUAAUCAAUGAAUGGCGGAUACCGUGGUUCUCACGAACGCAUCAAAUUGCCAGGUCCCAUUGACGAUAUAUCAAGACAACGUGACCAGUAGAACGGAGCUGAUCUGCUUACAUACGUAGGCAAGCUUAAGGACGGGCAAAAUGUUCUUGGUUGACCGCACUCACAAAACGCGGGGGUGCCUACCGCUUCUAUGGCUGUCAACAAGCAGAAUUGCUUCGAAUGUGGUGGGACCCU
Molecule: messenger RNA, 2009 nt
Organism: Microdochium trichocladiopsis
Lineage: Eukaryota; Fungi; Ascomycota; Sordariomycetes; Xylariales; Microdochiaceae
Exons: 1
Coding region: 344-1762 (472 amino acids)
Source: RefSeq, a predicted model, not a curated record